Molecule: messenger RNA, 488 nt
Organism: Solanum dulcamara
Lineage: Eukaryota; Viridiplantae; Streptophyta; Magnoliopsida; Solanales; Solanaceae
Product: EG45-like domain containing protein
Exons: 3
Coding region: 16-306 (96 amino acids)
Biological process (GO): systemic acquired resistance
Cellular component (GO): cell wall; apoplast
Source: RefSeq, a predicted model, not a curated record
UAAUAAUAAGUUAACAUGAUAGCCUCAUCAUGUUAUGGAUAUCAAGACAAUGGAGUAAUGAUAGCUGCAGCAAGUGAUACAAUAUGGGGAAAUAGGGCAGCAUGUGGAAGAAUGUAUAGAGUAACUUGUACUGGUCCUACUAAUCAAGGUGUUCCACAGCCUUGUACUGGAACAAGUGUUGUUGUUAAAGUUGUAGAUUAUUGUCCUCCUGGAUGUAGAGGAACAAUUGAUCUUUCUCAAGAAGCAUUUUCCCAAAUUGCCAAUAUAGAUGCUGGAAAAAUCAAGAUUAAUUUUAAUCAGAUCUAAAGUUCAAGGCCACGUUUAAUGCAAAAUCGUCUAAUAGGGAAUUGGAAUAAAACACAAAUUUGUGCAUGCCAAGAAAUACCCAUAUAUCUUGGCUCUUUUACUAUAUGCUCAUUGAAGCAACAUGUUUAAUUGUUGUAACCUAUAUAUCAUGUGUUGUUUAAUAUAUCAACAAUUUUACUGAU